ACGUCAGGAGCAAAGUCUGUACUGGAAGAACCUGAACAACCCUUACAUCAUUAGGCUAGGCAGUCGUUUUUUCGUCCUGAUCUCGGUGUGUAGCUAUAAGGCGGACUCCGCAAAGACUCGACUCACAAGUCUGCUGUUCGAGGCUGUGAAAAGAACCAGGACUCAAGAAAUCCCUGAUUUAAUUUGACUUUUAACUUUCUCGUCCUCAUCAACAAGACAUGGUGCUCUGGAUCAUUCUCCCCAUCGCCCUCUCGCUGGUGUCAUUCAUAGGAACAUGGAGUGUAUAUGGCCUGGCCCUCUCCAAUGAACACGUGUGCUCCCUCAGUGACUGGGAGGGAAGCAACUUCUGCACAGGGGAUAAUUCCACUGGAUGUUGCAUGGUUCCUACCAUAAGCACAAGUGGAACCCUGUUACCGGAAAAUUCCCUUUUUACAGCCACAAUCAACGCUGCAUCCAUCCUGUUUCUGCUCUUCUGCAUAUUCCACCAUGCACAUGUUAUGGAGAAACACGCAUGUCAUUCUAUGCUGAGCAAGUUUGCGCUGGUAUUUGGCGCGGUGGCGUCCAUGGGGGCCUUCGCUGCUGGAAACUGCAACGCUGGUUACCUGUCACUGCUUCACUACUUCGGAGCUGCCACCAGCUUCAUAUGCAUCUGCUUCUACACUAUCCUGCUCACUGUCCUGACCAAGAAGUGUGUGCUGACUGGGUACGAGAAGAUCCUCUACCCAUUCCGCAUCACCUCCACCGUGAUUCAAGCCAUCGUCACCCUCUGCUAUCUGAUUCUGUUUUCCCAGAGUGAUUACUUUUACGUCCACCUAGCUGCCAUAUUUGAGUGGAUGAUCAGCGCCAACUUGGAGCUGUUUGAGUUCAGCUUCGCCGUGGAGUUUUACUUCUUCUCGUCCUUCAUGCUUUCAAACCUGCUGAACAAACGAGAAGAAGAAAAGCCUCUCAUGAUGACGAUGCCCUGAUGUGAGGCAUCACAUGAAUCACACGGGCAAAUGAUGGACUUAAGGCAAGACAGUGACUGGGACAUGGCAGGGGAACCUGGAAUUAUCUUUUUCAUCAUCCUGCAAAGAUGGAUUUUUAAUCCAUUCAUAGAUGAGCACUUUUUUUCCUCCCCCUGGAAACUGUAGUUAGAUUUUACUCACCUGGUAAAUCUGUUGCAUAGGUCAAAUCUUUAUUAUUUAUUGGAACAAGACCAUUUGUGCGGGAUUAGCAAAAUACAUCAGAUGCAAUUAUUUAUUUUUUUCCAAGCGAUGUUGAUGCGCUGCCAAAGUUCAACUAACCUGGGGUAUCAUACUCUGAUAUCCUUGUUUACAUUGGGUUUUUUUUAUGGAUUUUGGCACAAUCAGCAAUGACCUAAGAAUUUAUUAUUGUGGAGACUUUCAUUAUUUCUGAUCGUUUCUUAACAUGAAGGUUGGAUGUAAGGACUUACGUUGAGCUCCGGGACUUCAAGGAAAUCAUGACACCGACAGGUCCUGUUCAUAGAUUUGACUGUGAGAUAACAGGCGGGAGGAGGAAGUGAGAAAUAUUCAGAUUUAAAGUUUCCUAUGAGCGCAAAAGAUCCUGUUUGACUGAAUGAUUAAAGAGCGACGAGUCAGAAAAAUAUGAUUGGACAGUUUAUCCACACUAAAAACGAGGGUGAAAACUAAACGGCAUAAGUAUUAAGGCCAGGCAGCAGUGACAACGUACAGAAUAGUGGGGGGGUUGUCUGUUCUGCGGCCCAUUACAAACUUUUAAGGUGUGAUCUAUUAAUGUAUUUUAGUGGUUGUGAGAAUAAAACUAAUAAUUUAAGGCGCUUUUAUAUAAAGUCACUUCAAAGGCCGUGAAAAUAGUUCUUUCUGCAACUAUGUGGUCCAACAUGAAUAUAUUAUGAGCAGGUUUGCUUCUUUUUCAACUUAAGAUAUAGUAUUUCUGCAGUUGUGGUCUCGUCAUUGUUUUGCUUACCACAGAAAUCAGAGCUUCAGAGAGAAUGCAGCUGGAUGUGUAAAUAAAUAAAUAACUUCACCAUA
This is a messenger RNA of Platichthys flesus (European flounder), 2009 nucleotides long. RefSeq lists its product as uncharacterized. NCBI's taxonomy places the organism in Eukaryota, Metazoa, Chordata, Actinopteri, Pleuronectiformes, Pleuronectidae. The transcript has 7 exons. Gene Ontology annotation, biological process: protein localization to plasma membrane. The coding region runs from base 219 to 965 and encodes 248 amino acids. The record is from RefSeq and is a predicted model, not a curated record.